CUGGUGUCGGAACGGCGUUAGCACGGAUAGCUAACCACGCCGAGCCCACAUCACAGCAUCAUGCAGGGCUACGACAGGAUCCCGGAGGGUGCUUCACCAGGGGAGCCGGAUGUGCAGGCGGCGCGCGAGGAGGGCAAUGUACGAACCCCCCUACGCAGCAGCAGCGGCUCUGCGGUAGAGGAACAAGGCGGUGAGACUCGUCACAGGAGGCUCGCCGUUGUGGUACCUAUCGGAGUUCUCAGCGUGCUCGGCGUUCUUUUGAUAACGUCGGGGGGUGGGAGUCGACAGCUGCGGCAGGAGCCGGAAGCUGGUUCGCCCGCCAGCCUUGAAAGCCAGCACUCGGUUGCUGGGGUGUCUGUGUUCGAGAGCUCCUUGCACGAUGGGACGAGGCUUGACCAGGGCUUCCCUGCCCCCGCGAGCUUGAAACAGGUCAGGCGUCGAUUCAUGAGUUUUGUACCGUAG
Molecule: messenger RNA, 462 nt
Organism: Ectocarpus sp. CCAP 1310/34
Lineage: Eukaryota; Phaeophyceae; Ectocarpales; Ectocarpaceae
Source: the annotation of a GenBank genome assembly